UCUCCUCAACGUUCGGUAGCCUAAAAGUUAACCCUAAUAAAAAAAAUUAUAAAAGAAAAAUUAAAGAGAGAGGGUUAACAUUUACAAGUAUAGAUUACAGUUAAGAAAGAGUGUACAGAUUAAAGUGGGUUCUUCUGGAGAGAGAGAGAGAGAGAGGCACGGCCACCAAUCCCAUGGCAGCUUAAGCCUCUUCCUCUUAUUUUUGUUGAAAUAUUUAGAAAUUGUGUUGUGUUAGUGAGAGAGAGAGAAAAGAGGGAGUGUUGGUGAUUCCAGAUGCUUAGGAAAUGGGGAAAAAUGAGCAACAGCAACAUGUGCAAGAAGAAGGACAGAGUGGUGGGGGUGAGGUUGAGCGUCUGCGUUGUUCGGUGCUCCUGCGAGCAUUCAGUUUCAAGUGUCUCUUUCUUCUCAUCCUCAGUUUGUCAGCUUUGCUUUCGGCACUCUUUUGGGUUCUUCCCAGAUACACCAUCACAUAUAGCUUUGAUGCAAAAGAUGUAAUUAAGCAAAGUGCUACUGUUCAGACAUCCUUCAGACUGGAAAAACCAGUUUCACAGCUUAUUCCAUACAUUGAAACAUUAGAGUAUGAUAUAUAUGGCGAAAUAGCUCUGCCAAAUACAAAGGUGGCUAUCCUAUCCAUGCAUCAAAGUAUUACACCUAACUGUACUGAUGUGGUGUUUGGUGUUCUCUCUGAUCCAAUGAAUGCAUCAAUAAAUCCAGUGUCCUUGAGUGUGCUGAGGUCAUCAUUAAUUGAACUGUUCCUCCAACAAUCCAACCUGACUUUGACAACAUCAAUAUUUGGGAAUGCAUCUGUAAUUGAGAUCUUGAAGUUUCCUGGAGGGAUAACUGUAAUACCAGUGCAGUCUGCAUCUGUUUGGCAGAUACCUGAGAUUCUGUUUAAUUUUACUCUUAACAAUUCAAUAUCUGAAGUAUUGGGUAACUUCGAUGACUUCAAGGAUGAAUUGAAGUUUGGGUUGCAUCUAAACUCUGAUGAGAAUGUGUAUGUGCAAAUAACAAAUACAAAUGGUUCAACGAUAGCUCCUCCAGUAGUAGUGCAGGCUUCAGUCAUGCCAGGCUUUGGGAGCCUCUUGCCCCAAAGAUUAAAACAAUUAGCUCAAACAAUAACAGGUUCUGCUGGAAAAAAUCUUGGUCUGGAUAACUCAGUAUUUGGCAGAGUCAAAGAAAUCAGGUUAUCUUCUUAUCUGAAGGAUACACUACAUGCUUCCUCACCUUCACCUUCUCCUGCUCCAUCCCCACAGUUAAUUGAUCACUCUGAGCCGUCAGUUUCGCCAUAUCAUGCUCCAAUAGCACCAGCAACUGCUAAGCAACCUCCUUGUAUUGACUGUGAAGUAUUUUCACCUUCACCGUCUAUUCCUCCUGAUCCCUGUCCAUACAGUGGCUCUGUACAUCAUCCAAUUCCUUCGCCAAAAUCAUAUUCUAGACCAUCAUUUCCCCCAGAUUAUUCACCUGCUGCUGCCCCUUCCUCUAAUUCUGCCAGCCAGACAACUGAGGAGGUUUCAGAUGUGUCACGUGUAGGUGAGCCUGAGGUGUCACAUGGAUCCAAGCUUCGCCAGGGUCAAGGGAGUUCUAAAAAAUUGGUGUCUCAUUUGCUUGCUCCAUCUUCUUUAUCUUUGGCGGGUGGUGAUUCCCGUUGGGAAAUCUUGCUAAUGGGAUUUUGUAUGCUAUUAAUUUCUUUCGCUUUUCUCUAUGAUACAACAUUUUGAUGAUGUGGAGAUGUUGUCUAAUGAAGGAUCGUCAAGACAUGCAAGGACUACAGCCUAAUGAUGCUUUGAAAGUUUUGUUCAAACAAAAGAAGGAAGAAGCUUCCGUCAAAUUUUAUUGUCUUAAUUUUACUUCAAGCAUGCAACCACCAUGUAAAGCUUCGGUGGAUUAUGGGUCAAAGCCAGAGAAAGUUGGCAGGCCUCUCAUCUCAUCUAGUACUACAUAUUCUAUCAAGCAUGAAAUUGAUCCCAAAGGGGUCAACUAACAAACAAGAUCCAGAGAAAAUUUGGCUUUCAGAUGUCAGAAGAACCGUCCCUUGUAUUCGAUUAAGUGUAUGAUAUGCCAAGAAAUAUGGGUUCUUUGAGCAUCUGAAUCUGUAAAACUACAGUAAUAUUUAGUAAAGGGAUAAAUUAACAUUUGUAUAGCUCUAUGUUUACCCCUUCCCUUCCUUCUCCUUACUCUUGAAAGAAAUUAAAAAAUUUAAAUUUAUCCUUG
Messenger RNA from Abrus precatorius (Indian licorice), 2211 nucleotides. RefSeq lists its product as uncharacterized. The coding region runs from base 285 to 1718 and encodes 477 amino acids. NCBI's taxonomy places the organism in Eukaryota, Viridiplantae, Streptophyta, Magnoliopsida, Fabales, Fabaceae. The record is from RefSeq and is a predicted model, not a curated record. The transcript has 5 exons.